Messenger RNA from Crotalus tigris (Tiger rattlesnake), 3347 nucleotides. Its product is annotated as zinc finger protein 91-like. The coding region runs from base 855 to 3131 and encodes 758 amino acids. NCBI's taxonomy places the organism in Eukaryota, Metazoa, Chordata, Lepidosauria, Squamata, Viperidae. The transcript has 4 exons. The record is from RefSeq and is a predicted model, not a curated record. Gene Ontology annotation, biological process: regulation of cytokine production; negative regulation of transcription by RNA polymerase II; regulation of immune system process.
ACCCCCCCGUAACUGACGUCCCAGAGCUCCGUUGCGGAGGAUUUUCCUUCUCCGCCUUUUUCCCCCUGGCGGCAUUUUGGGCGGCGGUGCAACUUCUGGGCGUCCGGCAAGGCUGCUCCUCGGCCCCGCUCCGGGCAGGUGGGGCUGCUCCUGCUCUCUCUCGGCCGGCCAGGAGGAAGCUGGCCAGAAUCUGAAAAAAAAUCAUUAUUUUCCUUGUUUUGCCGUGAAGAGGCUGUGAGGUGGCAGCUCCUUGGUGGGUUUUAUCAAUCUGAAUAGAGCUGGAAGGGACCUUGGAGGUCGUCUAGUCCAACCCCUUGCUCAAGCAGGAGACCCUAUACCAUUCCAGACAGGUGGCUGUCCAGUCUCUUCUUCAAAGCCUCCAGUGAUGGAGAACCCACAACCUCUGAAGGAAAACUGUUCCACAGCAGGUGGCACUGGGAAAAGUGGACCAAGUUCCAGUUGUUAGAUACUUCAAUAGAAGAUCCCCUCAGAGGAACCAGGAGAGACUCUUCAAGUGCUCUGAGGGCGGGAUAUCCUUUGCUCACAAAUCCCUCCUUUUGAUUAACCAGAAGCUGGACAUGGGGAAUGGAUCCCAUCUGUGUUUGGAAACUCGUUUCAUGGUUGUGAAGCUUUGCCAAACAUCUCCAGAGCCACCCCAGACUGAAGCCCUACAAAUGUGGAGAGUGUGGGAACCAUUUUGCUAAAGGCUGGGACCUCAGAGCUCCUUAGCGUAUCCACCAGGGAAAGAGACCUCAGGAAGGCCUCAGUGUUUUUCCAGGCCUCAGAACAGCCCAAGUGAAGAGAAACCCUGCAAUUGUGUGCAGUGUGAGCUUUGCUUUUCUGAAAAGUCAGAGAUGCUUAAACAUCAACAAAUCCACACUGGACAAAAACCUUAUCAACGUCUGGAGUGUGGGAAAUCUUCUGUUCGAAAAAGAAGUGUCAAGAUCCAGAGGAAAAUUCACAUGGAAAUAAAACCUUAUAAAAGCUUCGAGUGUGGAAAAUGUUUCACUGGGAGUUCAUUUCUUUGCAACCAUAAUAAAACACACACAGAGGAGGAAAGCAGAACGUGCCUAGAAUGUGGGAAAUGUUUUUCCAGCAAAUCAUCCCUGCAGCGACAUCAGCGAAUCCACACUGGGGAAAGACCCCAUGAAUGCCCAGAAUGUGAGAAACGAUUUGGGACUUCUUCCACACUUCGGAGACACCAAAAGACGCACACGGGAGAAAAACUCUAUAAAUGUAACGAUUGUGAGAAAUGUUUUUCUCGAAAGGGAAUUCUUUUUCAACAUCAGAUCAUCCACACAGGGGAGAAACCCUAUCAGUGCAUCGAGUGUGGGAAAUUUUUUUGUUUGAUAUCAACCCUCAGAAAUCAUGAGAAAAUUCACAGAGGGGAAAAAAAAUUCAAAUGUUUAGACUGUGGGAGAGCAUUUAUUCAUUCAUCUCUCCUUAGACGUCACUGGCAAAUGCAUAUAGGAGAGAAGCCCCAUAAAUGCUCAGAGUGUGAUAAAUGUUUUUCUAGGAGACAUAGCCUUUUGAUACAUCAGAGGACCCAUAUUGGAGAGAAACCAUAUAAAUGUCCGGAGUGUGGGAAGUCUUUUUCUUGCCAUGAAUAUCUUAAAAAACACCAGACGAUUCACACAGGAAAGAAGCGUAUCAGAUCUGUGCAGAAAAAUGAAAUGUGCUCAGAAUGUGGGAGAUGUUUCUCCCAAAGGUCACACCUAACUCGACAUGAGAGACUUCACACCGGAGACAGGCCCUAUCAAUGCCCAGAAUGUGACAAGCGAUUUGUGGAGUCUUCUGAACUCCGGAGACACCAGAGGGGGCACACAGGGGAGAAGCCCUAUAAAUGUGGGCAGUGUGCGAAAGGUUUUCUCACAGCAACACUGCUUCGGGUUCAUGAGAGAAUCCACACAGGGGAGAAACCGUAUAAAUGUGUAGAGUGUGGGAAAUGCUUUUCCCGAAAACAACACCUCGGAACCCUGCGGCGACAUCAGACAGUCCACACUGGAGAAAAACCUUAUCAAUGUCUGGAGUGUGGGAAAUGUUUUUCCAUCAAACCAGCCCUGCAGCAACACCAGAGAAUCCACACUGGGGAAAGACCCCAUGAAUGCCCUGAAUGUGAGAAACGAUUUGGAAGGUCUUCCACACUUCGGAGUCACCAAAAGAUACACACGAGAGAAAAACUCUAUAAAUGUAACGAUUGUGAGAAAUGUUUUGCUCUAAAGAGAAAUCUUUUUCGACAUCAGAUAAUGCACACAGGGGAGAAACCCUAUCAGUGCAUUGAGUGUGGAAAAUUUUUUCGAACGAUGUCAAGCCUCGGACAUCAUAAGAAAAUUCACAGAGGAGAAAAAAAAUUCAAAUGUUUAGACUGUGGGGAAGCAUUUAUUCAUUCAAAUCAACUUAGACGUCACUGGCAAGUCCAUAUAGGAGAGAAGCCCCAUAAAUGCUCGGAGUGUGAUAAAUGUUUUUAUGAGGAAAAUAGACUUUUGAUACAUCAGAGAACCCACAGUGGAGAGAAACCAUAUAAAUGUCCGGGGUGUGGGAAGUCUUUUUCUUGCCAAGAAUAUCUUAAAAAACACGAGACGAUUCAUACAGAAAAGAAGCCUUACAAGCCUGUGCAGAAAAAUGAAAUGUGCUCAGAAUGUGGGAGAUGUUUCUCCCAAAGGUCAUACCUAAUUCGACACAAGAGACGUCACACCGGAGACAGGCCCUAUCAAUGCCCAGAAUGCGAUAAGCGAUUUGUGGAGUCUGCUGAACUCCGGAGACACCAGAGGGGGCACACAGGAGAGAAGCCCUAUAAAUGUGGGGAGUGUGCGAAAUGUUUUCUCACAGCAACACUGCUUCGGGGUCAUGAGAGAAUCCACACAGGAGAGAAGCCCUAUAAAUGUGGGGAGUGUGCGAAAUGUUUUCUCACAGCAACACGGCUUCGGGUUCAUGAGAGAAUCCAUACAGGAGAGAAGCCCUAUAAAUGUGGGGAGUGUGGGAAAGGUUUUCUCAGAACAACAAUGCUUCGGAUUCAUGGGAGAACCCACACAGGGGAGAAACCGUACAAAUGUGUGGAGUGCGGGAAAUGCUUUUCCCAAAAACAACACCUUGGACGUCAUCAAAAGAUCCAUAAAAGAAUGAAGCCAUAAAGACUCAUAAAGUGUAAACUCAGAUCUAACAGGCCCUGAUGGUGCAACAGUUUUUUAUAGUUGUUCAACCCUUAGAAGUCAUGUAAGAGUUCCUAAAAGGGGGGGGGGAGAUUGGAAACCCUUAGAUCAGUGGUUCUCAACCUGUGGGUCGGGACCCCAUUUGGGGUCGAACGACCAUUUCAUGGGGGUCGCCAAACCACGCUGUCCACCAUUUUU